Molecule: messenger RNA, 5983 nt
Organism: Girardinichthys multiradiatus
Lineage: Eukaryota; Metazoa; Chordata; Actinopteri; Cyprinodontiformes; Goodeidae
Gene: nktr
Product: natural killer cell triggering receptor
Exons: 13
Coding region: 1801-5562 (1253 amino acids)
Biological process (GO): protein folding; protein peptidyl-prolyl isomerization
Cellular component (GO): nucleus
Molecular function (GO): peptidyl-prolyl cis-trans isomerase activity
Source: RefSeq, a predicted model, not a curated record
UUUUUACUUCCAUAAGUUUACACAUGUCCUGACAGAUUUCCUCUUUGUCUUCAACGUGUUUGCCUUUAACCUGCAUUUCUAUUGUCUUUAGACCUAAUAUGAUGGAUAAAAUUGAAUUUUUGAGUUUAUGACAUGUAGGAAACUGACUGGAGGUUUUUUUCCCCCCAACAUUAAGAUCAUAGUAGGUCAGUGAAAAGGUAUGAUGUAGACUGUAGAAAGUAGAACCUACAUUCAUAAACAGAUUUAUAAGAGCUCCUGAGCUUUGAUUGAUUUCCUUUUAUUACUUUAGUUGUUCUAAAAAAUAAAUAAUUUAAUCUUUUCUGUUUGAAUGAUGUUUGUCCAAAUCAUUUAGAAGUUUUUGAUUCAUUUCCAAUUAUAUUACCUCUGACAAUUACAUAUGCUUCCAAGUCUCACAGUCUGGUUUUGUUAAAACACAUUUCACAGUUUCUGAUAAGUUCCUGACAAGUUCGUGAGAUUUCCAUAGUCUUGAACAGUCUUGUCCAUAUAAGCUUCACGUUCAACCCCCCUCCAUGUGGAAGAGUUCAGAUGAUGUUGGAUUGACCCAAUAUGCUUAAAUUUUGAGGUUAGCGUCUAGUGCCUUAAUAAAAAAGAUGGCUACAUUGGUUGGAAGUUAGUGUAAAAAUGUAGCCCUAUAAACAAAGAAGGAAGGAGAGUAUGACAACAAGAAGACAAACUGUCUGAGAGGGAAAUCAAUAGUUGGGAACUUAUUUUUAUAAGACACACCAAGAUUUAAAAAAAACCUUUCCGUAGCAGAGAUUUUUAAGAACUAAAGUUUGCACUUUAUAUGCAGAGAUUAUUCAGAAUCAUGACGAAGACUCUUAAUUUGACCAUAUCUACCAGAAAGCACAAGAGUUGAGCAGUUUUUUUUUUUUUUAUGGGAUUUUCCACAACUGUCUCUUUCCAUUGACUCUAAAUGUAAGCUGAAAAAAUGUCAGAAUUCGUUUUUGGACGAACCUUUGACCUUGCACUGCUUUAGCCAUACUCAAGACCUUCUUCAGGCUUGUAAUGUUGACGUUUCCGCUGCAUGGCACGGCUAAACCGAACUGUGUUUCUGUGCUACGUUUGUGAAAAGCAAAUAAAAACAACACCUAAACUUUAUGGACUUCUUCCAUGGAUUAUUUAUAAACUAAGCUAACUGUCAAAAGCAUAUUUUAAACAUAGGAUUUAAAUGUAAGUUUAAAUGUAAAAAAACUAAAAACCUUCCUUUUACAUUGAGUGGGAAUUUAAAAACUGAAUUACCUUUUCUUAAAAUUAGAUAUAAGAUUUUCAGGGCUUAUAAACUUCAGUCGUGAUUUAUAAGCAGUCUAGUGGUGGCAAAUGUUUUUAUCCUCUGGAGUGUUUUAAGGAGAGCUGAAUGCUUUUUCUGACCUAAACAUUUAGAUUUUUGCACAUAUCAGGUUUAUUACUUAAGUAAACUGUUGUAAUUGACAAUGGUAUUCUACUGUACAUAGUCAUAAGCUUGCUGUAAAUGACUUUCAACCACCAGUUUUAAGCUUCAGAAAGCUACUACACAAAAUAUUUGGUUUCAUGAAGGCGAAACAAAGGGUUAUACAUUAAGGUUCUGAUUCUUUUUUAUUUCUCCUAAAGUAUUUUAGUUCUCAUUAGCGGGGAAACACCCUCUGAAACUUUGAUUUCCCUUUGUCUGUUCCCGACAGAUGAGAAUUUCAUUCUCAAACAUGACAGAGCCUUCCUGCUGUCCAUGGCCAAUCGUGGGAAGAACACCAAUGGCUCACAGUUUUUUAUAAACUCUAGCAUCCUGCUCUUCCAAGCACAACUAAAAUGGCACCGCACCUUGAUGGCGUCCAUGUUGUCUUCGGUCUUGUCAUCUCUGGGUUUGAAGUGAUAAAAAAGAUCGAGGGACUGAAGACUGAUUCAGCUAGCAGACCCUACGCCGAUGUGAGAGUGGUCGACUGUGGACAGCUGAUCACAAAAUCUGCAAAUGAUGUGCUUGAGGGCAAGCGGAAAAGGACUUCAUCCCUUAACUCCAAUGACUCAUCCAAUUUUUCCAUGUCUGAAAGUGAAUUAGAAGAAAAUGUCGAAUAUCAAAAGCGACUGGCAAAAGGUAAAAAGCCUAAAAAGAAAAGGAAGGAAGGAAAAAAGGUCAAGAAAUCCGAUAAUGUACCUUCCAAGCAAAGUCCUGCAGAAAAAGAAAUGGCAGUAGGUGAAAGUAAACCUGAAGAAGAGAAGGAGCAGAGUGGGAAGAGGGAGAAACCUGUUGUUCGACUGGAGGAAAUCCCACCUGUGCCAGAGAAUCGCUUCCUGCUGAGACGCGACGUGCCAACGGAGGAGCAUAAGACAGAAGCGCUUGAGAAAGAAGAAAACGAUCCUUUAGCUGAACAGAAACCAGCUGUGACAAAGUCUGGACGGAAGAUCAGAGGCAGAGGAACAAUUCGAUAUCAUACUCCUACAAGAUCUAAAUCACGCUCUACAUCUGUUGAAGAGCGUGGAGGAAGCGAAACUCCACCACAUUGGAAAGUGGAAACAAAGAGAACCAAAGUUUUCCUACCCUCGAGCCCAGAGAGGUGGAGCAAAGGAGACAAACUCAAAGACCGUCCCUCAAGCAAGUGGGAUAAUAGAAGCGCCUCUCCUCGGCCCCAGUCUGGAGAACGUUCCUCAGACCAGAGCUCUGAGAGGUCAGGCCAGCACCGGCUGCCAAAAAAAGAAAAGAAAAAAGCCAAACACAAGAAGAAAGUCAAAAAGCGCAAACAUGGCAAAAAGAAAAGCUCCAAGAAAAAAUUUCAAGAGCACCGCGAGUCAGAGGGUGAAAAGUCAGCAUCUUCUUCUAGGAAGUCCAGAUCCCGCACACCGAGCAGGUCUCCCUCAAGUGAGCAUCGUUCUUCCAGCAGGAGAAGACGGCAAUCCUCCCAGUCUUUCUCCAAAUCCUACUCUAGGUCCUACACAUCCAGUCGAUCCAGAUCCAGAGGAAAAUCCAGGUCUUAUUCACAGUCAAGAAGCUUCUCUAGAUCAAGAAGUCGAUCUAGGUCUAGAUCCAGAUCUCAGUCUUAUUCUCAGUCCCGGUCAAGAUCACGGUCAAGGUACAGAUCAAGAUCUCGGUCGUUUUCUCAGUCCAGGUCAAGAUCAAGGUCUAGGUAUACAUCCAGAUCCCGAUCUUUCUCCUCUAGAAAGAGGAGCUUUUCCAGAUCUCCAAGGAAGAGGAAGACGACCAAACCGAAAAUUGACUUUAUGAUGCCUGUGUCUGGGAAGGUCCAAGAUAAGAAGGUUACACCUGUUCCCAUCCUACCAGCAGUCCCGGUACCUGAAAGGGUUCCUGUGAUCCCGCUGAGUGACAGUCCUCCUCCUUCCCGCUGGAAACCAGACCAAAAGCCCUGGAAGCCCUCCUACAUUCAUAUUCAAGAAAUCAAAACUAAAGCUACGCCCAGUAAUCCCUCUACCACUGGUUCGGCAACGGCAAGCUUCUCAGUAAAAACUCAGACUUCAGUUACACCGAAGUCCAUGCCAGAAGACGUUCAAGACAAGACGGCACACAAACCUGCACACAGCAGGUCCUCCAGAAGCAAGUCCUUCAGUCGUUCCAGGAGUCGAAGUUCUAGCAGGUCCAGGUCAAGAUCAGUCCAGCCGUACAGGAGCAGGUCGUCAUCCUGCAGCAGAUCGGACUCUGAAAAGGACCAAAAAGGAAGCAGCAGCAGGAGGAAUUUGUUAGAUAAGGAAUGGAAGGAGUACUACAAUUCCCUCAACAGAAUAAAAAAUUUAGAGAAGUAUAUUAUGGUUAAUAAGAGCCCAGAAGGACUUUUAGGUUCAGAAAGAGAAAAAAGCAGUGAGCAUAGCCCUGAAAUUAUUGGCUCUUUGGAGAACAAGAGAGAGAAGGACAACUCAGAAGAACCAGAAGCAAAAGGUUUAAUUUCACUUCCAGGACAGAGCUUCAACAGUCGCUCUGAGUGGGACAGCGACAGUGACAAAGUGAGCCAAAGCAACACUGCAACCGAGAAGCAAGCUGUCCAGUCCAGCACAAUGCUGUCGACUGGAUGGAAUUCAGAUGGAGAUUCUGAGAAUAUAACCAACAGAAGAUGCUUCGGUUCUGAAAAAGAGGAAGGAGAAGCGAGUUCUGAAUCGGACUAUGAAGCUUUGAAAAAGACAACAAAAGCCGUGAACGAGAUAGCAUAUAAAAUUGCUGCUGCCAUUGCAGCCGCUUCUUCCUCUUGUCCCUCCGAUGAUAGUGCUCAAAAGUCUGCAGAGCAGGAGCGCAAGAAGAGCAAGAAGAAAGCCAAACGGAAGCAUAAGCAUAAGAGGAAAGGAGAGAGUAAGACCGGUUCUCAUCAUGGCAAGGACAAAACUAAAAAGUCCAAGAGAAAACACCAGAAGCUGAGAGAGACUUUCCAUUGGCAGCCACCGUUAGAGUUUGACGAGGAGGAAGAGAAUGAUGAAUCUAAAAGAGAGAGACGCAGUCCUGACACAGAGGUUACAGAAAGUUUAGGUGAAGACUUGAACACAAAGGACCAAAAUUCAACUGAUUUGAAAAAGAACCCUGUAAAAGACGAAGAAAAGAUUAAACUUCGAUCCAAAGAAAGCAACGUUGAAAACACAAAUCACUCUGAACAAGCAUCUAACAGGAACAGUGUCAAAGACCAAGAUUCUUUUGAUGAUAUGGAGAUUUGUACUCCAGAGCACACUGUUGACAUCAUUGAACAUCCUGUCACGCCUGAUUCCAACACAACCACUAAAUUAACCCUAAGUUCUACCUCAAAGUCAUCAGAAGUGGCGAGCACUGAUGGUACGUUGUCUCAGAGCAAAACCCUGCCUGAUGUCACGUCCUCAACAACUGCUGGUCCGCAGGAUGAAGCACCUCCUGGCAAAUCCGUCAUAAAUUUCAAAUGGAAGCCAUUAAAACGAAUGGCGGCCGUUCCGGAGGUGAACGUCCAGGCUGUUGCGGUGAAAAGCAAACAAGCUAACGAGAGCAUGCAGCACCUCACCAUGCAGGGAGUGAAAAUGGAGAUAAAGAGUAAAAACCGUGUACGACCUGGUUCUCUGUUCGAUGAGGUUCGUAAGACGGUACGACUCAACCAGAGGCCAAGAAACCAGGAGAGUUCGAGUGAAGAAAGGUCCCCGUCUGUGGGGAAGGCCGGAGGUGCGUCACGCACACGUUCACCAAAGAAGUCCAGCUCCCUGUCAAGAAAGUCUCGGUCUGGUUCGAGCCACCGGUCGCGCUCCGGAGGCUGGUCCCGCUCCUACAGCAGAUCCAGAAGUAGAUCUCGAAGCUACAGCUACUCUUCCAGGAGCCGCAGUCGGAGUCGGAGAACCCGUAGACGAGGACGUUCUCGUUCACACAGCAGCACAUACCGAAGUUACAGCAGGCACAGUCGGUCGUACAGUAGAAGUCACUCCAGAAGCCGCUCACAUCAUCGCCGUAGGAGGUCCAGGUCUGACUCCUAUGACAGCUAUUCCAGUCGGAGCGUGAGCAGGAGACGAGGGCGUAGGCGAAGUGUGAGCUACAGGAGCUCUGAGCGCCGAUCACGGUCGUCCCGCUCGUCUAGUCGCAGUUCUUCCAGACACAGGAGUCACAGCCGCAGCAGCCGCUACAGUUAAGCCUCGCCUCACCUGAGAGAGGCCUGCUAACAUGCUGGGAGAUACUGAAGCUCCAACAGGAAGGGUUCUUCGUGUUUUCAUACUGUGUUAAGUUUCGUUAUGUGAGAUGAAGGGAUGGUUGUUGAGGUACUGAAUGUGAAAAGAUCUUUAAGAGUCUGACAACUUAACCUGUUUGCAACGAUAUUUGUGUAUUCUUUAACAUUUGCUUCUUUUAUGCUAAAUGGUGCAAUUAUUAUACUCUUUAAACAUCUAACAUUUAAUGUGUUUGAGCAAGGAUAAGGGUGGAAGUAAAACUUAUUUCAUUAAGAAUAGUCGUUUCUGAAUGUACAGAUGAGUGUAGAAGCUGUAUAUUAUCUCUAAAGUUUUGACAUUAUAACGUUGCUAAAAACGUUUUCUUUUAUUAAAUAACACCACACUUUGA